Gaeumannomyces tritici R3-111a-1 is the source of this 1132-nucleotide messenger RNA. RefSeq names its product riboflavin kinase. Gene Ontology annotation, cellular component: mitochondrion. Gene Ontology annotation, molecular function: riboflavin kinase activity. Gene Ontology annotation, biological process: riboflavin biosynthetic process; FMN biosynthetic process. The transcript has 2 exons. The record is from RefSeq and is a predicted model, not a curated record. Lineage: Eukaryota; Fungi; Ascomycota; Sordariomycetes; Magnaporthales; Magnaporthaceae. Bases 262 to 873 code for a protein of 203 amino acids.
CCCCUCCAAGGCUCAGAUCCCGCCUCCCCUGAGCUCCUAGCCAUCGUCCAUCCUGCGGACAAGACGUCGAACCUUGCACCUGAGGCCUAUCUCAUAUCAGAAAUCUCAUAUCAGAAAAUACCAGUAGUCACUCGGCCGUCCCUUGAACCUUGCGCCAGUCCAGAUCCUUCCCGGGCUGUGUUGGGAGCACGUCGCGCGCUUUUCUUUUCACUCGCCACGACGCCAAGCAUUAGUCAUCGCCCAUCUCACAUCUCUCUCAACAUGGCAACUUCACGGCCUCUCAUAGUCGGGCCCGACUCGGGCCCGGAACCGCCAUACCCGCUGAAAAUGGAGGGCAAGGUCAUAUCCGGCUUUGGCAGGGGAUCCAAGGAGCUCGGCAUCCCCACGGCCAACCUCCCCGUGGACGAGGCAGUGACGCCCUGGAUCGCCGACAUCAAGUCCGGCGUCUACUUUGGCUGGGCCUCGCUCGACCUGCCCGCCUCCCACCCGCAGGCCUCCUCCUCCUCCUCCUCUUCCUCUUCCCCCCACUCGGGCGGCGGAUCCUUUUCCGUCUUCCCCAUGGUCAUGUCCAUCGGCUACAACCCCUUCUACAAGAACACGGUCCGGAGCGCAGAGGUGCACGUGCUGCACCGCUUCGACGCCGACUUUUACGGCGCCCGCAUGCGCCUCCUGAUCCUGGGCUUCAUCCGCGACGAGCUCGACUACUCGACCCUCGAUGCCCUCGUCCGGGACAUCAACCUCGACUGCGACGUCGCUCGCAACAGCCUCGCCCGCGACGCCUGGGCCCCGGCCUCGGGCGGGAGGGAGAAGGGCUCGCUCGGGGGCGAGUGGCUCACCAGGGAGGCGGGGGCGGGCGCGGGGGAGGCUGCUUGAGCUAGUUCCGGUUAGGGAGGAGCGCUCGAGCAGGCUGUCUUUUCCCCCAUGAGUGAACACCUUUUCUGACUCCUGAAUUGCCUCCCUGUAUCGUGUAGUUUCGUCACUUUGCCCGGUGUUAUGUAAAUAUCAAAUCAAACGUCAUCAGACCGGCACUGAAUUCUAUCAGCCGAAAACAACACCCGGGUAUAGUAUAAUUAGAAUGUGGAAUGACAAAAAAACGCGUGAAGCUAACUCGCUCCCAGCUCGGUCACAGCCC